Molecule: messenger RNA, 659 nt
Organism: Drosophila eugracilis
Lineage: Eukaryota; Metazoa; Arthropoda; Insecta; Diptera; Drosophilidae
Exons: 3
Coding region: 17-574 (185 amino acids)
Source: RefSeq, a predicted model, not a curated record
UUCAACGGAAAAGAAAAUGUUUUGGGUUUGGAGCCUAAUAGUCAUGGGAAUAGCUGUAGGUGCAACAGGAGAGGAUUUUCGUCUGGAGCAACGUCAAAACGGGAAACCUGAGGCCAGGCCCGCGGACCCAACUGUACCUACAACCUCGACCACACCAGAUGCCCUUACUGAAAUGGACAAGGAAAUAACAGAUCAACUUCAGCAAAUAAUUUCCAAGUACCAAAGUGAAUGCAAUGAUAAUUCUGAGCUUGCCAAACAAGUGGACUCGUUACGCGCAAUAGCAAAACUGGAUAAGAAUAGCUUAGUAGCCAAGUUAAAUGCAAAAAAUGCAUUCCAAACUUUUAACGAACAACGCCUUAGUCUUGAAAAACAAAUUAACGAUCGCAUAGAGGCUAUCAAUGAUAUUCUGCCAACCUUAGAGCCAAAUAGCUCAUGUUCUAGAUUUUACCUAAAACAAAGGGAAGAUCUGAAAAAGGCGAAAUCGCUUUCUAACGAGAGUAAAUCGAAAACUCUUUUGGCUAACUCAAGUAGUUGCACUCCCAUUGAAACUUAUGACGAGGAUUUGGAUUACUAAUUACUAAAACUCUCUUUCAAAAACAACCAUUCAUAAUUAUAACUUUGUUACUUAAAUAAAUUAAAAUAAAUGAACAUUCAAAGUA